AUGGAUUGCAGCUCGUCUCUCCGGAGGAAACCCUCCAUGCCACCUUUUGCGGCUGCGCUCGUGCCAUUCAGACGCGUGGUGACCUUUCAGAAGAAGAUUGGAAAGAGAAGAAAGCACGCUGGCGGGCUGUGCUCUUGUCAGUGCCGUGCACAUUUUCGAUCAUUGCAGCACAAGAUAUCUGGAAGAUAUCUUACAACAAGAGGCAAGCUGUGCUCCAGGAGCAUGAAAGCCUUUCGCGCACUGCCAUGCAGGUGUCGAUGGAGGUUGCACAAAAAUGAAAGCCAUUAUGGAAGCCCAACAACCAGGCAAAGGGAAGUUCUCGGCGCAGCUCUUGGCACAGGAGUUGUUGAAAGCAGGUUUGCAACCCGUUGUGGGUGGCAGCAAGCAAGACGAAGAGGAGGCAGAUGGCGGCAGCCUGACACCUACCUUUAUUACCCAAGCGCUGAACGUCCACAAGUCUGUGAUGAGCCAGCCCAGAUGCGUGGAAUUGCUCAUGGACCUGGAGCAUCGCUUCGGGACCCGAAGUUGUUUCACAAGCUUUCGAAGCUUAACGUCCUUGCGCAGAAACCUGCUUCAGCCAAAUCUCGGAUUUGGGUGUUGGAAAGUCUGCAUGACUGGUUGUCUUACGGGAUGAUCAAAGUCGGUGACGUCAGCAAAGCAGUGUUGCAAGGUGACAGAACACAUUGUGGUUUUGUCUCACUCUUUGAAGCGAAGCAAAAGGUUCUCAACUACUUGCACGAAGACCUUCUUCCCAAAGCGGGUGUUCUGGAGUCAGACAGAUCCUUGCUGAAGGAAGCCUCAGCGGACCACGCCGCUUUCCGGUCACACAGUGGAGAUGGUGGUGAAGUGACUUGGCAGGCGCGCCUGCAAAAGAGCGGCAUUCUGAUCUUCGAACUUCUGGAGGACCUGGUCUAUGGACGCAAAUUUGACCAUGGUAUCCGCCAAGCUGCAAAGCUGGGCGGUACACCUGAGCAAGUUUUUGAACAGGAGCCAGUCAAAGAGGCAUGGCAGGCUAUCGUUCGGGAAAUCGCUAAGGAGUUGGAAGAGCGCAACGCUUUGCAACGGAAAGCGGAAGAGGAGCCGGAACAGGAGGAAGAAGAGCUGGCGACAGUCCGGAAAGCACCAACCAGCUUUCCUUUGCACAGCGCCAGCUACUGGCGCGCAGUGGCAAACCAGACAGUGAGGACGUACAUCACACUGGUGCCCGAGCCCAAAACGCAGGAAGGCGUUGUGACUGCCAUUGAACAGUCUUCCUUGAAGUCCAUUGCUGGCACUCAAGGUUCAGACUCCGUGCUGGUAUUCUUAGACAUGGACUCGUUAGGUGAGUCGCAAGGACCUGGUGCGCGCAAGCUAUUGCGCCGGAAGUUCACGGCGGACCUCCCACUUCUGCGAAAACUCAUUCAAGGGGCGAUGCUCGCUCGUGGAAGUCAGAAACGUGAAAAUUCGGAAGCGACUCGGGUCGUUGAAGGCGACUUAGUCAUGAUUCAUGACGGACUGGGGCACCCAGGAGGGGUGAAGGAGGCGAAGAACAUGUUUCGCCUCUCAAGUGCGAAAAAGGAAGCCGAUCUUGACUCCGAAGUGAGAGAAGUUUUGAUUGUUUUCGAUGACGAAAGCAUCAGACAGAGAAAGCAAAGAGUCAAAGGCUCCUAUACAUCCCACACCACUCUGCUGGUGGCCAGCGCCGCGCCUUUGGCGCAAAGCGUGCCUGAGAGGGCUUACGAGCACCAUCCGGGGCACACUACAUCAAAUAUCGUCCACGGUGUCAAGGCUCUGGCGCCGGCUGACAUGUGGUUUGCAAGCAGGACCGACAAGAUCGCCCUGCUCACUCCGGACCGGUGUGUCGACAUCACAGCUGAGGCUGCAGCAAAGGCAGGGGAUGCCACCUCGGUUCCUGAGAGCAUAUUCAGUGCUGCGCUGCUUCCUGUCGAAUUCUUUCGGGACGUGUUACGCGGACACGCGGCAAAGGGCAUGCUUGACUUGUCAGCGAGCCAGGGGUGCGCAGCUCAAUCAUGUCUUCUUGAAAGGCUGCCUUACGUAGGCUUUGUGCUGUCCGAACACCACGCCAAGCGCUUGGAAGUGCAACUGACGCAGUUCAUUGUCGAUGAAAUGCAGCGUGAGGGGUCGUCACACUAUCGACCAGAAGCAGCCCAAGCAACUUCGGCAGGCAAUGAGAGCGCUGAGAAACAUGCCUCAGGGGGCAACGUGCAGCCAAAGAAAAAGAACAAGAAACAAGAGGAUGGGCAAGAGGAAACACAGCCCAAGAAGAAACCGAAGAAGACCAAGAAGGAUGAGGAAGAAGAAGCCGGAGGAGAAGAAAAUGAGGGAGAAGAAACCGGAGAGAACAAAUCUCCGCUGCCUUGGUAG
This is a messenger RNA of Cladocopium goreaui, 2364 nucleotides long. NCBI's taxonomy places the organism in Eukaryota, Dinophyceae, Suessiales, Symbiodiniaceae. The record is from the annotation of a GenBank genome assembly.